CCAAUUCUGAAAAAUAAUCCCUCUUUUGCGCUUCGUCCUUUUGGGGAGACUGUCCGGGGGUGGCCGAAGGAAGGAGAGGAGGGGUCCAUUUGAGGCUUUUCUGGGGGGAAGGAAAAGGGUAGGUGGCUGGGCGCCUGAGCCUCUCCCAGGCUACCCCUUCCCCCCCCCAGCUGUUAACGGGAUUGACAGAGCCGGAGACCUCCUAUCCCCAGGGGGGGAGGCGCGGGAGGGAGCGAUCCUGCGCUCUCCUUCUCAGUCCUUGAAAGUCGAUUUUGCUGCUUGCUCUCCUGUGAACGCCAAGGCACGGCUAUGCGCGUGGGAAGCCCGAGCUCCGCGGAUCUAAGGAGCCAGCUGCUAUCAUGACUGAUGGCGAGAGGAGAGCAUCCUUCCAGCCACCGUCCAGGGAUGAAGUGCGGGUCCCCAUAGCAUCUGGCCAAGGCCCCAGCCAGGUCCCCCCAUCUGAAGAGGAGAAAGAUGACGAUACCUUCAGCGCUUGCAAGUCCAUCCAGGACAGCUUGGCCUCGGCAGGUUCAUCCACCCGGGAUCCAGCCCACGAGGGAGACAACCAGGUCCCCUACCCCGCCCUGGCCCCCACCGUCUUCUUCUGCUUCAGCCAAUCCACGCGACCACGCAGCUGGUGCCUCAAACUGGUCUGUAAUCCCUGGUUCGAGCACGUCAGCAUGCUGGUUAUCCUCUUGAACUGCGUCACCCUCGGGAUGUUCCAGCCAUGUCAGGAUAUCAGGUGCCAAACAGAAAGGUGCACAAUCUUGGAGGCAUUUGAUCACUUCAUCUUCGCCUUCUUUGCUGUGGAGAUGGUCAUCAAGAUGAUCGCCCUGGGGAUCUUUGGCCACAAAUGUUAUCUAGGAGACACCUGGAACCGUCUCGACUUCUUCAUUGUCAUUGCUGGCAUGAUGGAAUAUUCUCUGGAUGGACAUAAUGUCAGCCUUUCAGCCAUCCGCACGGUGCGGGUUCUCAGGCCCUUACGAGCCAUUAACAGGGUGCCAAGUAUGCGCAUUCUUGUCACGCUGCUCCUCGACACUCUGCCUAUGUUAGGCAACGUUCUCCUCUUGUGUUUCUUCGUCUUUUUCAUCUUUGGCAUCGUGGGUGUCCAGCUCUGGGCCGGGCUGCUGAGGAACAGGUGUUUCCUGGAUCCCCACGUUCAAAGGACACACAACCUGACUUUCCUGCAUAAGUACUACCGGCCGGAAGAGGGGGAAGAGAACCCUUUCAUCUGUUCCUCCCUCCGGGAUAACGGCAUGCAGAAGUGCUCCAGCAUCCCAAACCGGAAGGAGUACAAGGUGGACUGUACGUUAACUGUGGACGCUUACCAUCCGCAAUUGGACUCUCUGGGCUUGAGUGGCCGCAACGCCUGCAUAAACUGGAACCAGUAUUACAACGUUUGCAGGACGGGGGACUUAAACCCACACAAUGGAGCUAUUAAUUUUGAUAAUAUUGGCUAUGCUUGGAUAGCUAUUUUUCAGGUUAUAACCCUGGAAGGAUGGGUUGACAUCAUGUAUUAUGUUAUGGACGCACACUCUUUUUACAAUUUUAUAUAUUUUAUACUACUUAUAAUAGUUGGAUCUUUCUUCAUGAUUAACUUGUGCCUGGUUGUGAUAGCAACACAGUUUUCUGAAACCAAACAGCGGGAGAACCAGCUGAUGCAAGAGCAGCGAGCCCGCUACCUCUCCAACGACAGCACAAUCGCCAGCUUCUCCGAGCCAGGAAGCUGCUACGAAGAGUUUCUCAAAUACAUCUGCCACAUUUUCAGGAAAGUCAAACGGAGGGCCCUGCGCCUGUACAACAACUGGCAGAGCAAGCGGCGGAAAAAAGUCAACCCCAACAGUGGCGGAGACGAAGUUCAGGGCCAUCAGAGUGGCAAGCGGCGCAUCACAUCCAUCCAUCACUUGAUCCACCAUCACCACCACCACCAUCACCACUACCACAUCAGCAACGGGAGCCCCCAAGGGCCAAGAGCCAACCCAGGAAUUUGUGACCUGGAGUUGGACGUCAUGAAGCCUGGAAGCCAACUGAUGCUUCCUCCAUCUUCGCCCAGCCACCCAAGUGGUGGAGCUGCAGAUACAGAGUCCAUCCACAGUAUUUACCAUGCUGACUGCCAUGUGGAAGGGACCUCGGUGAAAUGCAAGUCUUCCAGCAUUGCUGCAGGUAGCAAAACUGCCAAUCGCGGCAGCAUGAACUACCCCACCAUCUUGCCUUCUCCAGCAAACAAAGCCAGUAUCCCUCCAUUGUCCAAAGGGAAGAAAAAUGAGACCAGUGAGGCGACCUCUCCCAUGCCCGUGGUCAGCAGCCCAGCCCAUCUGAAUGCAGAUUGCUAUGGGAAGCUCCAUCAUCUAGUGGGAGAACAUGGCCUCUGCCGGACCUCCAGCGUUUUGUCUGGCUUGAACGUGCCGUGUCCUCUGCCAGGGCCCCAAGCCAACACCUUGAGCUGUGAGCUGCAAAACUGCCCAUUCUGUGCCAGCAUCCUGGAGGAUCCCGAGUUUGAGUUCAGCGAGGCAGACAGCUAUGAGUCAGGAGAAGACAACAAUGGGGUCUACGAGUUCACCCAGGAUGUAAAACAUGGGGACUUACGGGACCAGAUCCAGCAGCGGAGGAACAAGAAAAAGAAGAAAAGGAAACCAGCCAAGGAGAGGAACAAGAUAACUAAGCUCUGGAAGGCCUUUGGCAACAAGCUGAAGCGGAUCGUGGAGAGCAAGUAUUUCAACCGUGGGAUCAUGAUCGCCAUCCUCAUCAAUACACUGAGCAUGGGCAUUGAGUAUCAUGAACAGCCGGAUGAGCUAACCAAUGCCCUGGAGAUCAGCAACAUUGUCUUCACAAGCAUGUUUGCUCUGGAGAUGCUCCUCAAGCUCUUGGCUUUUGGCAUCUGGGGUUACAUCAAGAACCCCUACAACAUUUUUGACGGCAUCAUUGUUGUCAUCAGUGUCUGGGAGAUCAUUGGCCAGGCCGACGGGGGUCUUUCGGUGCUGAGGACCUUCCGACUCCUCCGGGUUCUCAAGCUGGUGCGGUUCAUGCCAGCUCUCCGCCGGCAGUUGGUGGUUCUCAUGAAGACCAUGGACAACGUGGCCACUUUCUGCAUGCUGCUCAUGCUUUUCAUCUUCAUCUUCAGCAUCCUAGGUAUGCAUCUUUUUGGGUGCAAAUUUGGCUUAAGGACAGAGACAGGAGACACCAUGCCAGACCGAAAGAACUUUGAUUCCCUGCUGUGGGCAAUUGUCACCGUGUUUCAGAUCCUGACCCAGGAAGACUGGAACGUGGUCCUCUACAAUGGAAUGGCCUCCACCUCCUCCUGGGCUGCUCUCUACUUUGUGGCUCUGAUGACCUUUGGCAAUUAUGUCCUCUUCAACCUCUUGGUCGCCAUCCUGGUAGAAGGUUUCCAAGCCGAGGGUGAUGCCAACAGAUCUGACACAGAUGAAGACAAAACAUCGACCAACUAUGAGGAAGAGUUUGAGAAGCUGAAGGAACUCCAUGCUUCUGAAAUGAAGAUGUAUUCAUUGGCCGUCACGCCCAACGGCCACCUGGAGGGCAAGGGCAGCAUGCCCCCGCCCAUCAUCAUGCACACCGCAGCCACCCCCAUGCCCACCCCAAAGGGGUCUCCACACAUGGACUCGGCCUACCCUUUUGGGGACUCCAGAAGGGGCAGCAACGUCUCGGUGGACCCGCUCAACUUUGACCAGAAAUCUUUGUCCAGCCUCCGCAGCUCCCCCUGUGCCAACUGGGGCAGCCGCCGCUCGAGCUGGAACAGCCUGGGCCGGGCCCCCAGCCUCAAGAAGAAGACCCAGUGCAGCGAGCGAGAAUCCUUGCUCUCGGGGGAGGGCAAAGGCAGCACGGAUGAUGAAGCCGAGGAGAGCAAGCUCAGCACUCUCAGUCGGGGGCCCCUGCACCACCGGGCAGAAUCCCUGGACUGCCGGGGUGGCUUGGAUCUGCCGGAACUCCUCCAGGUGCCCGGGGUGCACCCUCCAGUAGCCAUGCUGCCCCUCGAGUACCAGGACUGCAAUGGCAAGAUGCUGCAGGUGCCCAGCGAGCUCUACCUGCACCUGGAUGGCCGCAAAGAGGAUCCCUUUGACUACGAUGACAACAUGGAAGACAGUUUCUGCUAUAGAAUCCGCAAGAACCUGGAGCCCUACAAGCCCAAAUGGUGCAAGAAUCAUGAGGACUGGUCCCUCUAUUUGUUUUCUCCUCAAAAUCGCCUCCGGGCCAACUGCCAGAAAGUCAUCGCACACAAGAUGUUUGAUCACGUGGUCCUGAUUUUCAUCUUCCUCAACUGCAUCACCAUCGCCUUGGAGCGCCCGGAUAUCGAUCCCAAUAGCACGGAACGGAUAUUCUUGAGUGUCUCCAACUACAUCUUUACGGCCAUUUUUGUUGCUGAGAUGAUGGUUAAGGUUGUGGCGCUUGGUUUCUUCUCUGGGAAGCACACCUACCUCCAGAGCAGCUGGAACGUCUUGGAUGGAAUCUUGGUCUUUGUGUCCAUCAUUGACAUCAUCGUUUCCAUGGCAUCAGCAGGCGGAGCCAAGAUUCUAGGGGUCCUGAGAGUACUUCGGCUGCUGCGCACCCUGAGACCUUUACGAUCCUGCUUUUCAUCCUGCAGCAUGCGAGCAAAAAUGAGGGAUGGGGGAAGAGAACCAGAAUGCUCCAAAGUUAUAAAAUACGGUUUCAAAGGUCUCCGCUGCUUCCCAACUGUCAGUGUCCUCUGGAGGACGGAAUAUUUCUUGGGGAGUCUGGAAUUGGGAUGGAAAAAAGGAGAUGUUCCUCUCCUCUCCAGGGUCAUCAGCAGAGCUCCGGGACUGAAACUUGUGGUCGAGACGCUGAUCUCUUCUCUCCGGCCUAUCGGCAACAUUGUCCUGAUCUGUUGUGCUUUCUUUAUCAUCUUUGGCAUUUUGGGGGUGCAGCUCUUCAAGGGCAAGUUCUACUUCUGCGAGGGGAUUGACAUCCGAAACAUCUCCACUAAAACCGACUGCAGAAAAGCCCACUACAAGUGGGUCCGGCGGAAGUAUAACUUCGACAAUUUGGGGCAGGCCCUGAUGUCCUUGUUCGUCCUCUCUUCCAAAGAUGGCUGGGUGAACAUCAUGUAUGACGGAUUGGAUGCUGUGGGGAUUGACCAACAGCCCAGCCGGAACCAUAACCUCUGGAUGCUUCUCUACUUCAUUUCCUUCCUCCUCAUCGUCAGCUUCUUUGUACUCAACAUGUUCGUCGGGGUGGUGGUGGAGAACUUCCACAAGUGUCGGCAGCACCAGGAGGCUGAGGAGGCCCGGCGGCGUGAAGAGAAACGGCUGCGGCGUCUGGAGAAAAAGCGCAGGAAAGCUCAACGACGGCCGUACUACGCCGACUAUUCACCUGCCCGGAAAUACAUCCAUUCCCUCUGCACCAGCCAUUAUCUGGACCUUUUCAUCACUUUUAUCAUUGGUGUCAAUGUCAUCACGAUGUCCAUGGAGCACUUCAAUCAACCCAAGUCUCUAGAAGAGGCCCUGAAAUAUUGUAACUACUUGUUCACCUUCGUCUUUGUGGUCGAAGCCAUCUUGAAACUGGUGGCCUUUGGCUUCCGGAGGUUCUUCAAGGACAGGUGGAACCAGCUGGAUCUGGCCAUCGUCCUGCUGUCCAUCAUGGGGAUCACUCUCGAGGAGAUCGAAAUGAACGCCGCGCUCCCCAUCAACCCCACCAUCAUCCGCAUCAUGAGGGUGCUCAGAAUUGCUAGAGUGCUGAAGCUUCUGAAAAUGGCCACAGGGAUGCGGGCCUUGCUGGACACGGUGGUUCAAGCCCUCCCCCAGGUGGGGAACCUCGGCCUGCUAUUUAUGCUCCUUUUUUUCAUCUACGCUGCCCUGGGGGUAGAAUUAUUUGGGAAGUUAGACUGCAGCGAGGAAAACCCUUGUGAAGGCCUAAGUCGGCAUGCUACCUUCAACAACUUUGGAAUGGCCUUCCUCACCCUCUUUAGGGUCUCAACCGGGGACAACUGGAAUGGGAUCAUGAAGGACACUCUCCGGGAAUGCCACCGGGAUGACAAGCACUGUCUCAGCUAUCUGCCUAUCAUCUCCCCUGUUUACUUCGUCACCUUCGUCCUCAUCGCCCAGUUCGUCCUGGUCAAUGUGGUCGUGGCCGUCCUGAUGAAGCACUUGGAGGAAAGCAACAAGGAGGCGAAGGAAGAUGCCGAGAUGGAUGCCGAAAUCGAGCUGGAGAUGUCCAGAGGGAUCAGCACACCAGAAAGGACCAUGGAUGGGAGACAGACCCCUUCCAAGGGGGGUUCACCCCUGCUGGUGAAACAUCAAGUCAUGGGAGCUUCUGCUGCUGCUGCGGGUGGUCUUAGGGACCCCCAGAACCUUCUCACUCUCCGCAAGAUCUCGGUGGCAAGGAUGCAUUCGCUGCCCAAUGAUAGCUACAUGUUCCGUCCUGUGAUGCCCGCCAAGCCUCCCUUCCCACUCCAUGAAGGGGAGCUAGAAGCCUUCUCCUACAAGUCACCUCGAGGAUCUGUCACAUCCAUCCGUUCUCAGCCGGUGGUCACUUCAUCAUUGAGGAUCCCACAGUUGGCCUUCCGCCCAACAACACCCCCUCCUAGCUACAACAUAGGAGCUCCGUGGAAGCUUCUACCCCCUCAUCCUGCCCCUCGCACCCCCAGUUUCAGCAGACUGCUGUGCCGACAGGAGGCCAUCCAGAAAGACUCUUCAGAUAGCUCAGUGGUGGAGUCAAAGCAGUGCGCCCAGGCAGAGAUGCGUGAAAACCCACCCCUGAAAAAGUUGUCUCACAGUAUUUUGGGGGCCCCUCAGCCUCCCCCAGCCCCCACAUCCCUCCCAGGCAGUCCUCCCCUUCCCCAGCCCUCCCCUCCCCACCCUGCAAGCAUCCACACUCCCAGGGACACCUUCAGCCAGCACAACAUCUCAGACAGGAGGUCCACCCACAGCAGCAUCCUGGACAGCUCCCUCUUUGAGUCCUCCGACUUGGCUGACGAAGAGGUCAGCCACAUCAACAGCUCUGCUGGGGAUUGGGGGGCACAGCUGGAGAGCCAGGACUGCUCGGACUCCCCUUUCGCCUCCCUGGCGCCAUCUCCUGUCCCCUUCAGGAACUGCAGCACAACCAGCUUGACCAUGGGGAAGGGCAAGGAGAAGGACCUAAAGAAGUUCUACAGUGUGGACACCCGGGGGUUCUUGGCCAAGCCGACCUGGGCGGAUGACCAGCGACGGCACUCCAUCGAGAUCUGCCCUUCGGUCGGCAAUGGGGAUCGCAGCUUCGCAGAUGCCUCUGAAAGGAGGAGGCUGCCUCUCCAGAUCCAGUCGGAGUCCGAGUACCUGCAUGGCAUCCGGAGGAAGAAGAAAAUGAGCCCCCCCUGCAUCUCUAUUGACCCUCCCAUGGAGGAAGAAAGCAGCGCCACCACGACGCGCAACAAAGCCUCGGAGAACAGCCUGCUGAGACGGAGAACGCCCUCCUGCGAAUCCACGGCCUACAGGGACUCCUUGGAAUUGGCUGAGGGUCAGCCGGCAGAACUGGCCUGCAAGGCAGACCGCCGGGCACCCCCAGCCUGCCGAGGGGAGCAUUUAACCAUCCCGAGCUUCUCCUAUGAGCCGACGGACCCCGGUUCCAUGGGUGAAGCCUGCAAACACCUCUCGGAGAGCAGCCAAGCCGCGGGGCCCUCUGUGGAUUCCACACCGGAAGGUCCAGAGCGGCAGCAAGCAGACCCCUUGGAGACUCAUGGCAAUCCCUCUAAGACAACCCAAGAAGAACUCCGGGGGGGCAGGGAUUGUCCUCCCCCGCAAGACGGACCGGUUCCAGGGACCCCAAGCAAAACAGAAGAGGUUGUUGAUGAGCCGGUAUAGCUUCCAAGGGGGGGUGGUCUUUGAUGAACUUUAAGGGCUUUGCCACCACAUGUGGCUUCGAAGAGGAGAACAGGUUGGAAAGCCACCCUCUCCACGGCUGAUGCUUACCCCCCAAACCCUCGGCUUCUCCUUGCUGCGAAGGUCCGGCUAGUGUAGAAACGGAACCAAAGUCCCAGAGAAGCUCCAAGCGUCCCGAGAGGUUGAGGGGUAACCGGAAGGAACCCGAUUUCCUUCCCACCCAGCACAAGGAGAAGCUGUUCCAACGUCCCUUUUCCUCCCUCUUCCUCCCCUUCCCCCUCACCCAGCGUGGCCUAGGACCCCUCUAGGGGGGUCGCAGACCUUUCUUGUAUCUUUUUUAAAGGCAACCCGGGGUUGGCUCAGAAAAACUUCUUUUUCUGAAAGGGCACCUUUUCUUAUUGCACGAAAAGCGGUCGCGGAAGCUCACGUGACCAGGCAGAAGCGAGUUGUAUAUUGUUCUGUAUAUCAGCAGUUACUAUAAAUAGAAAAACAUGUAUUUGAGAUUUUUUUUUAAAGGGGAAAAAAAAUGAAGAAAACAUACACAUCACCGGCAGACACAUCGCGACACACAUGCCCAUAAAUGUCCACAAGGAAGGUCUCCAUCAGAUGCAUAUUUUUGCAGAAAACCCACCCAUCAGGACGACCCAGAGACGUCGGCCAGAGGCGCUGAGCGCCCCUAACUCAACCUAGUUACACCAUCGUGCACCAACCACCGUCCAAUCUGAAUUCGCUCUUCAUGUCCAUUUUCCCGUCCCUACGAGCAAAGGUGUCCAAACUUGGCAAUGUUAAGAUCUCCGGACUUCAACUCCCAGAGUUCCUCAGAAAUGGGGAAUUCUGGGAGUGGAAGCCCACAGGGUUUUUAAGUGGUCAAAGAUGGACACCCUGCCUUGGAGUGACCCUAACCCUACCAGUUCCAGCUGGAUCAGGCUUCCCAUGGGAGGGGGACUCUAUCCAUUUUGUUUCACGUCUGCAUUCACAUCCGAUCCUCAAUGGAGUGAUGUCUUCAUAGGCUCAAUGUGGACGUAUCACCAUUUUUACCGUCCUCUUCUCAGUUUGGCCUCCAUCCCUUCGUUUUUCUUCGCUGCCCACUUCAUGCCUUGCCAGCUUUCUUCUGGUUCUCCUUGUUCCACAAAAUGGGGGGGAAAAACCAAAACCAAAACCACUACUGAAUUGUAGCCAGUGCAAUAACAAUUAAGUUAUUAAUUCUUCUUAUGGGUAAAAGAAUCUCUCUUUUUUAUGAUGAAGAAUAAUAAUAUUAUUAUUUUACAUAUACUCAAGCGAUGUUGUAUUUUUUCCCCCUUUCCCGCCCCCUCUCUGUUUUCCUAUGGAAUUCAGGUGAAAUGUUGCAAUAAUCCGAACUUUAAAAGUGCACAAUGAAAAGUAAAGAAGGAGAUUUCCAAAGUCAGCAGGAAAAGAAAAGAA
This is a messenger RNA of Ahaetulla prasina, 9248 nucleotides long. It is a transcript of the gene CACNA1H, whose product is annotated as calcium voltage-gated channel subunit alpha1 H. Gene Ontology annotation, cellular component: voltage-gated sodium channel complex; neuron projection; plasma membrane. Gene Ontology annotation, biological process: neuronal action potential; membrane depolarization during action potential; sodium ion transmembrane transport. Bases 360 to 7808 code for a protein of 2482 amino acids. The transcript is spliced from 35 exons. Gene Ontology annotation, molecular function: voltage-gated sodium channel activity; low voltage-gated calcium channel activity. NCBI's taxonomy places the organism in Eukaryota, Metazoa, Chordata, Lepidosauria, Squamata, Colubridae. The record is from RefSeq and is a predicted model, not a curated record.